AUGCCGAGCCAGCCCACGCCCGAAAAGAGGGCUCUCCAGACCCUCCGCUUCAAAGUGGAGAUGGGCUACGUGCGCAACUCCAAGGGCCUCCUCGGUCGCAAGCUCACCGAGCAAGAGCUGGAGACGUGCAAGAGAAAGAUUGCCGAGCUGGAGGCCCAGCGCACGGAGGGCAUCGAGCGCCGGAUGAAGGUGAAGAAGGGGGAGGCCGCCAAGCCCACCAAGAAGACGUGCAAGACGCGGCGCAAGCGGAAGAAGGUGGCGAAGGAGGACCGCAGGGAGCUGGGCGAGCAGGCGGCCCAACGCAAACAGGCCCUGCUCGAGCUGAAGCACGAGCAAGAGGAUGAACAGCGCCAGCGCAAGGAUGACAAGAUCCGCAAGAGCCUUACCAUCGGGCUGCCGAUCAACGAGGUCGACCGCUUGGUGCACGGUGUGCUCAUCAGGGGCGGCGUGCUGUCCCCGCAGUGCUUCGAGAUCCCUGACCUUGGCGCCCCGUUCGAGCUGUGCGGCUUGGAGUGUCGCCUGGCGGAGUUGGACGGCUCCAUGGCCCGUGUCCAGGUGAUGCGGUGGGAAAGGCGCGCUUUCCCGGAGAGCGAGCUGAAGAGGCUGGGGCUUGAGAAGAUGGAAGCCCAGCCGCCAAACAACUACUUUCCCAGCAAGGAGAUCAUCUACCGUGAGGAGAGCAGGGGGCUGGCGUACAACGAUCCAUUCGUAAAGACAGGAGCGGAACGUUGGAUUUUGGUCAAGGAAAGGUAUGCAUACGUCCGCCUCCUGAUGCCCGCGUCGAUUGUGCUCGAGCAGCUUCGGGCUACUGGGGAGCCGUCGCCGAAGCGCCCCGAGAAGCCCAAGACCAUCCGCAUCCACGGCGACCAAGGCUUCGACAUCCAGAUCAAGAAGGACGGUGCAGCCUACGCGGUGGGCGACCUCUACCACGCCGGCCAGGUCCUUCAGAGUCUGCAGAGACAAGCCGUUUUGCAUCUCUACAAGAACCGCGUCAAGCUGGGCACGCAUGAGGUCGUGGAGAUGGUCCCGAAGAUGGUGUUGGACCACCGCGGCCGCAAGGCCUUCGAUGUAGACGGCAAGAUCACAGUGGUGGCGCGGGUCACGAUGCUCGUGCGCGCCCCCACUCGGCUGUGCGGCUGCUGGGGCUACUGGGAGGAGGGCUACCGCAGCAUCGUGAGCGACUUCGAGGCGCUCCUCACGGCCGACCCCGUGCCCUAUGGCAUCAAGGCGGUGAUGGACGGCAAGGGCAUGGCACAGUUCGAGGCAUACGAUCCGAACAGAAAGAUGCUCCGCUUGGAGGACGCCGAAGUGCACCUGAGCAAGGUCCGCGAAAUCCUUUGCGAGAUGUGA
Molecule: messenger RNA, 1350 nt
Organism: Symbiodinium sp. CCMP2592
Lineage: Eukaryota; Dinophyceae; Suessiales; Symbiodiniaceae
Source: the annotation of a GenBank genome assembly